ACAGUCAAUAGUAAACUCUGAGCAGUGGGAGGGACCUGUUACCUAAAAGUUAAUUAAGUCUCUUGCAGAGCUUGGAUAAGCAGUUGUUCUCUUGAUCAGGGACAGUGCUACAUGGGACCAAAACCUUUACAAUUCACUAGCUGUUCUCAGAAAGUUUGCCGCACGCUGAAGGUAUUCUGUUAGCAUCUUCAAAAGUCUUGGAUAAAUUGAAUUAUUAACCCAGGUCUUCCUGUCUUCUUGGUGAUAGUUGGUGGUUUAAGAACGAGGGUAUAUUCUGAUGCUGGACCUCUCUGUGUGAUAUCAACAUGACACUAUUGAGUUCUGAAAAUUCAUUGCUGAUCCGAAGCAAGUUUAGAUCAGUUCUACAAUUGCGGCUUCAGCAGAGAAGGACACGGGAGCAGCUGGCAGAGCAAGGCAUCAUGCCUCCUCUGAAGAACCCAGCUGUGUUCCAUGAACAAAGAAAAAGUCUGGAGAGAGCCAAGAAUGAAGAUUUCAUGAAACACAAAAUGAGAAACAGACCUAACAAGGCAGACCUACUCAAUUUACACGUUUUACAAGAUCUAUCAGCCGAGGGGCCAAAUCAAGCUACUCAAACCAAGCUGAAGAAAGCAAGACUUGCUGAUGACCUCAAUGAAAAAAUUGCUUUAAGGCCUGGACCUCUGGAGCUAGUAGAAAAGAAUAUAAUUCCUGUUGACUCUGCACUAAAAGAGGCCAUUAAAGGAAAUCACUUACACUGCUCAUCAGCGUCUGAUGCCUUUUCCUUUGAUGAAGACAGCAGCAGUGACAGUCUUUCUCCAGAGCCACCCAGAAGUGAAGACUCUCCAGAAUCAUCUGGUUCCAUGGGCUCUCCUCCCGACUCAAAGAGUGCACCAGCAACGUCUGCUACUGCAACAGGCACACUGCAGGUUACUUCCCAGUGUGUAACUGCAGAUGGUCAUAAUGUGGAAAAAAGUAAUCAGCCAGAAAGUCCAAAGGCAGUCAGUGACAAAGAGACAUCACCAAUACCUAUACCAACUACAAUAAAGUCUAAAUCUUCCAGUGAAAAAAAUCGCCACAAGAAACCGAAGGAUAUCAAACCCAAAGUGAAGAAGUUAAAGUACCAUCAGUACAUUCCACCAGACCAGAAAGCAGAUUGUUCACCUCCACCUAUGGAUUCUGCCUAUGCUAGGCUCUUGCAACAGCAACAACUCUUCCUACAGUUACAGAUUCUCAGUCAGCAGCAGCAAAGUCGUCAGAAUCCUCAGCACAAUCAGCAGAAUCUGCAGCACAAUCAGCAGAAUCCACAACAGAAUCAGCAAAAUCCACAGCACAAUCAACAAAUUCUGCAGCAUAAUCGUCAGAAUCAGCAGCAGCAGCAUUUCAGUUACCAACCAAACCAUCAACCAAAACCCAAGCAAGCAAGUGAUGUGAUACGAAAUUCAGGUUCAUUGCCUAACUCCGCUAACAGUACAUGCAGCUCUCCAAUGAAAUCAUCCUUCCCAGGACAGAACAGCAUUUCAUCCUUACGAUUAGGGCCACUGCCAUCCAAUCUAGAUGAACUGAAAGUGUCUGAAUUGAGACAGCAACUCAGAAUACGAGGUCUACCAGUAUCUGGUACAAAAACUGCUCUAAUGGAGAGGCUGAGGCCUUUUCAGGACCUUACUAACAACCCAGCAUUGAUAUCAAGUGAUGUAACAACUGUCACUUUCCCUGUUACACCAGCUAACUCCCUUACAAGCUACCAGUCACAGCCUACCAGCAAUGGGUUACCUAACAGCUGCUAUCAGUUCAACAGCACAUGUUCUACUCCACCCAUUUCCCCAGCAUCUUCAGAUUUCUCCAUAGGUGGUUCUUUGUCUGACUCCUUUAAUGAUGGGACCAUUUCUUCUCCUCAUUUUGGUCUACAACCCUCUCCAGCCCACUUAAGCCCCGAGGAAGGCCUGACAAGUAGUAGAAAUGGAGGCAGCAUAAAGUCUGAGCUGGAAAGUUUUGACAGUGACAAAGACAAGAUGCUGGUGGAAAAGCAAAAGGUUAUUAAUGAAUUGACUUGGAAGCUACAGCAAGAACAAAGGCAGGUGGAGAAACUAAAAAUGCAACUUCAACAACAAAAGAGGGGCAGCAGUCCUCAUGAAAAGCAGGAAACUUCUCAGCAUUUCUUUGGUAUAACAAUUAAACAAGAAAAUGUAGUAUCUAGUUGCCCAUUUUCAUCAGGACAUAUUGCACCCAAAUGUCCAACAAAUGAGUCUGCAAGGAACUUGAGUAGCAGUGGAGCUCCUCAGAUUCCCAGUAUUGUAAAUAAUUUGUGCAUGGAAGUGCACGGACAAGGAAACCUGCUGUCGUCUUCCUUCUUAAGUCCACAGUGCUCACCACAGCAUUCUCCAAUUGGAUCUAGGAACAGUCCACAGCACAUCAGCUUGCCUCCCUCUCCAAACAGCCAGUAUCUUCUCCCUGUGUCUCCAAGCAGCCAUGGAGGAGAAGGCUACAGUAUGUCUCCUCAUUCAAACAGACUGUGUGUUGCCCAGAUGACAAGUUUGCAGCCUGGCAACCACAUGAAUCAAAAAUUUCCCAUUCCAUCUCCAAACUUUUGCAAUUCAAACUCAUCCCUCUCAAAAAAUAAGCAACCUCCCUCCUAUGAGGAUGCUGUCAAACAGCAAUUGACUAGAAGUCAACAGAUGGAUGAGCUUCUUGAUGUGCUUAUCGAAACUGGAGAAAUGCCGGCUAAUGCUAAAGACAAUCACUCUGGUGUGCAGAAAACUCUUCAAAUAACAGUAUCUCCAGGACAAUCCAAUGUUACAGCAUCAAAACAACAUGGUCUCUAUGAACACAUUCCACCUUCCCGGCUUUGUUUUGAUCACUCCACAAGUAACUGUGACAGCCAUCUUGAAUCCAUAUUGAAUACUCAGAGCCCAGUAGGAAGAACAAGUGCCCUCACACUACUUAAAAUGACAAAUGAGCCGCAUUUAGAAGGCAUGGUGGACAGAUUUUCAGGAAAAGCUCAGGAAGAACCUACCGAAUCUCAUGAAGGUUUGGAAAACCCCAUCUCACCAAUGGAAACCCAGGUAUCACCAUCCUCUACAGAAGGUGCAGUCCUGAACCUAGGUUUUACUGAGUCACCAUGGGAAAGCAUGGAAUGGUUAACACUAACACCACCAAGUUCAGCAACAAGCUUUGCAUCAAUCACCAACAAUGGCCUUGGUAUGUUCAGCACUGACUUCUUGGAUGUUCCCGAUCUAAAUCUGAAUGCACCAAUUGACCUUCACUUAGAACAAUGGUAGGGUGAAUAUUGUUUGAUAAAAAGGACAAUAUGUAAUACCUCAAAAUGAGGUGGAAACAUCAACAAUACGGAAUUUUUGAAAAAAUCUUUAUAUUUGCUAUAAUUAUGCUGUUCAAAACAAACAUGCUCUUCUGUCAUAUUCAUUGAUACAGAAGUAUGGGGGGGUUGUGUUACAACUCUAUUUUCAUGCAAGAAUGAUUCAUAGUUUGGCUGGCUUUAAUGAAAAUAUUGUUUUCCAAAUGUGAACCCUGUAGUGGAAUCCUUGGCUAAAAUUUUGGUGACCAGGUGUUUCUCUGCACUUCCAGUUGUCUUUUUAAAUCUGUGAACCUGUGAAGAUGUCUGGUCAGACCCAUAUUGUUGUCAGACAAGGGUACAACCGGUUGCACCAGCUGUACCGCUGUUCCAUGCUGCAGGAAAGUCUUCAGGAAUGCCAGUGCAGCUUAUCAUAAGUCACAGAACAAGCCAUAAUCAUUGUACUUUGAUGAAUGCCACUGGCACGGGAAAACUGCAGUUCUAAGGCUAGUGAGCUACUUGUGUUCUCACUACAGCAGUUAAACUGAGAGCUACUAAUGAAUGUUGUUCCUUUUCCCUAAUAUCAAUGACUGACGUUUGAGCUUUGCAGUUGUGACAUAUGAGACUCCAUUAUUUUUUACAACAAAAACAGCAAACUCACCUGUGUUUCAAGUUUAAAAAUGCUUCCAGUCAGUUCAGGUGCUUCACUAUCAGUUAAGUAGCUGGCUGAUUUUCACACCCUUUGUUUCUUAAUCAAUGCAGCUGAUAAUAAACAAUGACAAAGUCAAGGUGCUCACAUCUGAAUAUUUUCUUCUGCUGAACAUACAUCAAUACUUCAAGUCCCAGAGUGGUCUAACAUAUAGUACAGCAAAGCUGCACAUACUGCGAAAAGGACUUGACUGGCAGACCUUGCAGUAUAAGCAGUUUAAAAGGACAAAGAUAGUAUAAUUUUAUGAUAUAAUAUAUGACAUGCCAGGCAUUUGUUUCAACUAAAUGUCAAACUGAUAGAAUAUCAAUGAUAGAAUAUCAGAGCUGAAGGGACUGAAAUGCUUUUUUGCAAUAGCAUGAAACACUCACUUACUGUAACUGUCAGUGUAAGACAUCUCUAGGGAUCUAAAGACCUAUACAGUGAAUCUCAAACUCUCAGAUUCUCCAUGUCUAUGACUCUGUCUCCUUAGUAUUAAGCAAUACAGUAAGGCAUUUUUUAGAUGCUCACUCAGUAUUAGCCAGCUCCCUUUUAAAAUAUUGGGACUCAAAAUGCUGACUUUCAAAAUGCUAAAAAAAAAGACAAAAUAGAAAAGAGUGAAUACUGAACACCACUUUACUCCUUUAAUCUUGGUUUUUGUUAGGCAGGCAAGCCCCCUCACACACACACUACCCCCCUUGAUUUGGGGGGAAAUCCACCCAUACCCCAUGAACUUAGAUACACUAACUCCAAGAUUGCCAUACCUCAGAGAAAAGAGAAUAUUAUGAGAAAUAGCAAUCUCAAACUUAGCAUACAGAAAUUUGGAUUUUUGGUCAUUCAGCCUCUAUAUUCUGGGUCUCAGUAUUUUGAGUCUCAGCAAUUCAAAUGUUUACUGUAUUAACCAACAGAGUACAUCAUGCAUGCAUCUAACAGUGAAAUUGCCAACUAACGUCUCUCAAGGUCAUGUUUGUUGUAACUUGAGAUUUCCUAUCAUUAGCUGCAGUGGAAUAAAAUGGAUGUGUUGUGUGGUGUGUGUAUAUUCUGUCUACUAGCAAAGCCUAAAAACAAAAAUGCUGUGCUGUUCUACUGUAUUAGCUCAGUUUUAUGUCUUCCCUCAUGAGGCUACGAUACUGAAGAUAUACAAUGAAAAAAGGAAGACAGGUAAAGAAUCUGUUUCAGUGAUAAAGGAAACUAAUAGUAAAAAUUAUAGACUCCAAAGUAGUCAGAAAAAGAAUACAUGUGACAUUGAAAAGGAUACAUGUUAUUCAAAUACUAUCCAAAAGCUAAUUAAAGAAAAGCAGAUUAUGCAAACAAGUGUAGGGGAUCGUUUUUGAACCGCUAAUUUGUAUUCACUUUUAACAAUAUCUGCAUUCCAGCUAUUUGAGGUGUCAUUUUUCAUAUUCUUUGUUAAUUACUAUGGAACACCACCCACUGCAGUAUCCCUACUCUAAUAAAACAGCAUAAAGCACUUCAAAAGCUGCAGUACAGAAUUCAUUCCAUUAGUGUAUGCCAAAUUACAGCUACACAGCUACCCAAAAAUUACAUGCAGCUAUCACAGAGUGUUACCAUAUAAGAAAACAGAUCAGUGCCGACCGUUCUAUAGCUUCAUUUUUAUAUUAAGCACUAUUUAAAGAAAGGUAAUGCCUGCACAUUAUGGGUCUUUGAUGAUAUCAUCUGUAAAUGUUCCUAAUUGUUAAAUUAAAACUUAUAUUUAUGAACAAAAUAUCAGAUGUGUUAACCUAUAGUCAUCUAGCAGAAGGUACAUUUGUACUCUGAAAAGAUUCUUUUGUAUUCAUAAAAUAAUUAUAUAAGAAGAAAUGUUGCCUAAAGUGACUUACAUUCUUUAUUGAGACUUUGUAUUGUAAUAUUACAAUACUUGAUUUCUACACUUCGUAGAAGUGUUACAUUAGAGCAUGAAAAUGCGUGUAAAAUUUUAUACUGAAGCUGCCAUUUGUACUGUAAAUGCUACUGUUCACAUGCUUUAUUUAAUUUCAUAGUCUCACACUAUUAGCAUUUUUGCUUGUUUUCUAUGAGUGUUCUUAGAAACCAUUCCAUAAACAGACAUUUGAUUAGUUUGUUUAAACUAUACUUUUGCAUAACACAAGCCUGUUUUAACUACCAGGGAUAGAGAGUGCAUUUUAUGAUGAAUGUCUGGUUGCCUUAAUGAAAUAAUUUGUCAUUCGUAAAAAUUCAGGAAAUGUAUGAUUUAUUUCUUACACAUAUAGAUAUAUACAAGUUAAAAUAUAAAACAAAAAUCCAAUACUGACAAAUGUGUUGUUCAUAAAUUUUUGUUAUUCACCUGCUUUCUGUUGAAAAACUAUUCUUUGAAAUGAUAAUACAGAUUCACAAACAUUC
This is a messenger RNA of Protopterus annectens (West African lungfish), 6305 nucleotides long. It is a transcript of the gene MYOCD, whose product is annotated as myocardin. The record is from RefSeq and is a predicted model, not a curated record. Lineage: Eukaryota; Metazoa; Chordata; Ceratodontiformes; Protopteridae. Gene Ontology annotation, biological process: cardiac muscle cell differentiation; smooth muscle cell differentiation. The coding region runs from base 306 to 3254 and encodes 982 amino acids. The transcript is spliced from 13 exons.